Molecule: messenger RNA, 4178 nt
Organism: Orussus abietinus
Lineage: Eukaryota; Metazoa; Arthropoda; Insecta; Hymenoptera; Orussidae
Product: probable ATP-dependent RNA helicase YTHDC2
Exons: 9
Coding region: 215-3679 (1154 amino acids)
Cellular component (GO): intracellular anatomical structure
Molecular function (GO): protein binding; ATP binding; RNA binding
Source: RefSeq, a predicted model, not a curated record
CGUUUGACGAACAACCUGAAGCUAGUCGCGAAGAGACAGUAAAAACACUUGAUGUCAUCCAGUAUGGAUGUUUUUCUGUCCAUCGGACAAUAUAAACUAACGGGGAUGUACGUCGUUUGAAGCGUAUCCUUCGGGAAAUAAAUUAUUCCAACCAACAUUUCUUAACGAUCUUACAAUCUUUUAUCAUACGGGUCAACAGGGUUAUUAGUACAAAAUGCCACGACGAAAGAAUAAUAGGCAUCGUAUUAUCGGGGAAGACACAAAGAUCGCAGUAAAUUUAACAAUGAAGAAACUUAUGGAGUCUCCCGAUCAAAAAGAAUUAGAAUUCCCAUCAUCGUAUUCUGCAGAGGAAAGAGCUUAUAUUCAUAUACUAGCAAAUGAAUUGGGCUUGAAAUCUAAGAGUCGAGGUAAAGGGGCAAAUAGAUUUGUGACAGUAUUCAAGCGUGAACAAUCAACCAUAGUACAGGCCGAUGCAAUGAUAAAGUUACAAAAACCAUCACGUCAGGGGAUCUAUAAUUUGAUACAAAAGUUUCCUCUGAGCUGCAAAGAACAACAAGAUCUUCUUCCCCCAACCGAAAGGGAUCGUGUUGUAAGUUCGGAUGUGAUAACAAAUACAAAAGCGAUGGGUCGCUUAAACAAUAGCAUACCUCAGGUUCCACAAUUAAGAACCAAUCUCGACGUAUUGCCCUUCCGUAAGUCUCUGCCAGUAUUCGGAAUGCGAGAAGAGAUAGUCCAAGGCCUGUCGUCGAGUCAGGUGUUGAUAAUAGCAGGUGAAACUGGCUGUGGUAAAACUACGCAAGUCCCCCAGUACAUUUUAGAGAAUUGUCAACAAAGGGGCCAACCUUGUAGAAUAAUUUGCACGCAGCCCAGAAGGUUGUCAGCCGUAUCGGUCGCAGAGAGAGUUGCCUUCGAAAGGGAUGAAAAGAUUGGUCAAACUUUUGGGUAUCAGAUCCGACUAGAAAGCAGAGUCGCUCCGAAGACGUUAUUAACUUACUGCACCAAUGGUGUACUCCUUCGCACCUUGAUGGGUGGUGAUUCUGUCCUGACAACGAUCACUCACAUAAUAGUUGACGAGGUCCAUGAACGCGAUCGCUUCUGCGAUUUCCUUCUGAUAGCCCUGAAAGAAGCGCUGGUCAAGUUCCGCUCCCUAAAGAUCAUCCUCAUGAGCGCCACCAUGGACACCAACGUCUUCGUCAAGUACUUCAACAACUGCAAUGUAAUCAACAUACCCGGACGCUCCUUCGACGUGGACACGUACUUCUUGGAAGACGUCCUUGGAAUAACCGGCUACAUGACAGACGAGAUGCUCGCCAAGAAGAAGGAACUCACCAACCAGAAGGACCAAAAGAAAGUUUUAGAGUCCUGGACACAGUACAAACCUCAACGCGGCAACGCAAAUCCACCCAACGAGAGGAAUACCUUGCCAGCUUCCAUUCUGGGCCAGCAGAGUGAACACGCGUCCGAAAAAAUCGAGCUGGAUUCGUGGCAGGCCGAAAAGAUGGACAAGCUCAUCUCCGAAGCGUGGCUGUGCGGUGGCGAGGACAACUUCGCCCAGCUUUUGCACUUCAUUCUUUCGGAGAACAUCUCCGUUGACUAUAAGCACUCCCAAACCUCGGUAACUCCGUUGAUGGUCGCAGCUGGUCGCGGUUGUAUCAACACUACCGAACAACUACUGACCUUGGGAGCGAAUCUGAACAUUCGCGCAGGCAAUGAAUGGAUAGCUUUGGAUUGGGCCAAGAAUAUGAACCAGUUGGAAUGUGCCGAACUAAUAGAGGCCUACAUGAGGACCUACGAUUGCAUGGAACAGGGAGGCAGCAUCAUGCCCACCAAGGAUAGCACUAUGUCGGAAGAGGAUAAGUUUCUGCUGGACAUUUACCACAACACCUUCAGAGACGAGAACAUCGACUACGAACUCAUCCUGUCUCUCAUCGUGCACAUCCACCUGAAAAUGCCGCAAGGUUCUAUUCUGAUAUUCCUUCCAGGCUACGACGAUAUAGUCAUUUUGAGGGACAAGAUAAACGGGGAGGAGAAGAUGAAUCAAGGCUUGCGCUACAACCUCUUCGUCCUCCAUUCCAACAUGCAGACGAUCGAUCAGAAGAGGGUUUUCAGGCCCUGCCAACAGGGCACGCGGAAAAUCAUCCUCUCGACCAACAUCGCCGAGACCAGUAUUACUAUUAACGACGUCGUCUAUGUGAUCGACUCCGGCAAAGUGAAGGAGAAGUCGUUUGACUCUAUUUCUGGGGUCUGCAUGUUACGCUCCAACUGGAUAUCUCAGGCCUGCGCAAAGCAGCGAAAAGGACGAGCCGGCAGAUGCCAGAAGGGAGCAUGUUACAGGUUGUUCUCGUCGGUGAGGUACAACGCCAUGCAGCCUUACCAAACACCGGAGAUCCUGAGACUGCCGCUGCAGGAAUUGUGCCUCUACACGAAGCAUUUGGCUCCUGGGAACACUCCUAUUGCCGAAUUCCUGGACAAGGCUCUGGAGCCACCGUCUAACAUGGUAACGAGGCACGCCGUACAGCUUCUGAAGACCAUUGACGCUUUGGAUCCCUGGGAAGACCUCACGGAACUAGGCAGUCAUCUUCUGGACCUGCCGGUUGAACCGAGGCUCGGGAAGAUGUUGCUCUAUGCCGUUGUCUUGAAGUGCCUCGACCCCAUCUUAACGAUAGUCUGCAGCUUGGCCUACAGGGAUCCCUUUGUCCUGCCAUCUCAGCCAUCCGAGAAGAGAGCCGCCAUGGCCGCCAGGAAGAAAUUCGCUUCUGGUACGUACUCCGACCACAUGGCGGUGCUCAGAGCCUUCCAGAGCUGGCAGAGCUCACGAGCGAACGGCCUCGAGAGGAAUUUCUGUGAGAAGAACUACAUUUCCGCUCCGGUGAUGGAGAUGAUCGUGGGAAUGCGCACUCAGCUUCUGGGACAACUACGUGCCUCCGGAUUCGUCAAGUCCAGAGGGUCCGGCGACAUCAGGGAUUUGAACUCCAACUCGGAAAGCUGGGCAGUCGUGAAGGCUGCUUUGACCGCAGGACUCUACCCAAAUUUGAUUCGAGUCGACCGAGAACACUCUCAGUUGAGGACACAGAAAGAAGUAAAGGUCCACUUCCAUCUCUCGUCAACUCUAAGGGACUUUCCGAAGUCUCCUAGGACUACGUUGGCGCAGUCCCAUUCCGCGAAUGUGGACAGUUUACCUACCGAUUGGCUGAUCUACGAGGAGAUGAGUCGGUCGGGACAUUUCUGCCACGUGAAGACUGUUACAUUAGUCAAUCCUGUAACCAUCGCGCUCUUCAGUGGACCAGCUAGACUACCGAUGGACGCGAUUUACGAGGCGGAACUCAUCUUGGAGAGUGAAUCCGAUUCCGAGGUCGACGAGAGUCACGAUGGCAUGACAAUGUUGAAACUUGAUGACUGGGGGGUCUUCAAGCUGGACUAUGAGGCAGCUCAAUUGUUGCUGCAUUUAAGACAGAAGUGGAACGCUUUGUUCCUUCGUCGAAUGAAAGCACCGAGCAAGCUGAUGUCUCAGUUGGACGAGCAGGUCGUAAGGACGGUAGUGGCUGUCAUUACUAACGAGGAACAGGCUUGCGGUCUCCAGCAACCUUCUGGCAUUGGUCAGAGACCUCGACCACUGAUCGUCGAUUACUAUCCAGCAAAUGCUAGGAGAGCUGACGAUUUUCAGGAGAGAAACUUCUAAGGCUGUGAUUCAUUAACUUUUAAUGCAAGAGUCGUAAACAGUUCUCUUUUACAGGCUUAAAGAAAAACUUGUAGACUUCGUUUCACGCUGAUUAACGCUGGAUUAAACAAUUGCGUCGAAGGAAAACAACGGCACAACUUUCUCCAUUGUGCAACAAUGUCCAUUCUCUGUUACGAAUAAGUGUUGCCAUUCUAAAAAUGAAAAGAAAUAGCAAGAUUACUUAUCUUGGUUCAAGUAUUUCCUACAGACACAUGUGAAUUAGCUGCUUACAGUGUACCUACGUAGCGCAGUUGUUAGUUGAACUGUAACGAAUCUUUUGUACAUGUUGACAUUGCAUGAUACUUUUUAUUAAUAGUAGAUGUGUAAGCAAACGGUUACAGAAUGCGAAAAUGUCGAAUGUCGAACAUCGCAACCAGUACUGUGUGUUAAUGAAGAGGAGUUUUCUAGUUUUCUAGUAUUAUCUCCGCUGUGAUGAUUAAAUCGAUGGAAUAUCUCUUAA